AUAUAUCGACAGCUACGUACAUUGUCUUUAGCACACUACUACCAGCUUCUCGUUUUCGAUUCUGAACAGAGACAGGAAACAGAGAAAGAAAGGGAAAAAAACAAUGGCGACUCUUACAGUGCCCGCAACGGUUCCAUCUGUAACUGAAGAUUGUGAACAACUAAGAAAAGCCUUUUCAGGAUGGGGAACUAAUGAGGGCUUAAUCAUAGCUAUAUUGGGUCACAGAAAUGCUGAGCAAAGGAAGUUGAUUAGAGAAACUUAUGCUGAAACAUAUGGAGAAGAUCUCCUCAGGGCACUGGACAAGGAACUCUCAAAUGACUUUGAGAGGGUGGUACUGGUUUGGACUCUUGAUCCUGCUGAACGUGAUGCAUUUUUGGCUAAUGAAGCAACCAAAAGAUGGACUUCAAGCAAUCAGGUCCUUAUGGAAAUAGCCUGCACAAGGUCUGCUAACCAACUACUUCAUGCAAGGCAGGCUUAUCAUACUCGUUAUAAGAAAUCACUUGAAGAGGAUGUUGCUCAUCACACAACUGGUGACUUCCGAAAGCUUCUCCUACCUCUUGUCUGCUCAUACCGAUAUGAGGGAGACGAGGUGAACAUGACACUGGCAAAAUCAGAGGCCAAGUUACUCCAUGAGAAAAUUUCAAACAAAGCUUACAAUGAUGACGAUCUCAUCAGGGUUUUGGCUACAAGAAGCAAGGCACAGAUCAAUGCAACUCUGAAUCACUACAAGAAUGAAUAUGGAAAUGAUAUAAACAAGGACUUGAAGGCUGACCCUAAGGAUGAGUUCCUUGCACUACUCAGGGCCACAGUGAAGUGCUUGGUCCGCCCUGAGAGGUAUUUUGAGAAGGUUCUUCGUCUGGCGAUUAACAGAAGAGGAACAGAUGAAGGAGCUCUUACAAGGGUUGUUACCACUAGAGCUGAGGUUGAUCUAAAGAUCAUAGCAGAUGAGUACCAGCGAAGGAACAGUGUCCCACUGGAUCGUGCUAUUGCCAAGGACACUCAUGGAGACUAUGAAAAAAUGCUUCUGGCACUCGCAGGACAUGUGGAGGCUUGAGCUGUUAUCAUGAGAGCUAUUUUCUGUUGUGUAUUAUACCUAGGACUGAACUUUUGUGGUCUUGUCUGGUAUGAUGUUAUCCUGUUUUUCUAUGUGGUACUGUCUGUCUUAUGGUAUUUGAGCAUUUUAUCUAUGUGAACCUAAAACUAUAUGCAGGCAUAUGUUUAAGCUUAAAGAAUUUUAUGUAUGGUUGUUGAUCCUGUCAUA
This is a messenger RNA of Theobroma umbraticum, 1261 nucleotides long. It is a transcript of the gene ANNAT1, whose product is annotated as annexin 1. The record is from RefSeq and is a predicted model, not a curated record. Lineage: Eukaryota; Viridiplantae; Streptophyta; Magnoliopsida; Malvales; Malvaceae. Gene Ontology annotation, molecular function: calcium-dependent phospholipid binding; phosphatidylserine binding; calcium ion binding. Gene Ontology annotation, biological process: response to water deprivation; response to cold; response to salt stress. Gene Ontology annotation, cellular component: cytoplasm; plasma membrane.